AUGGCCACUCUCCAAUCCAGUCGGUCUGAGAUAUUAGUCGAAGCUGAGUCCUUUGACGACUUCGGCGGUUGGGUCAUGGAUUCACAAUUCGAUCUGGAAAUGGGCUCACCUUAUUUGCUUGCCCACGGAAACGGAGCACCUGUCGCAGAUGCAACAACCAUCAUCGAUACUUCGCCAGGGGUAUAUCAUAUCUGGGUCCGGGCCAAGGAUUGGGUUCCAGGCCAUCACCCUGGAAGAUUCACUCUAAUAGUCAACGGGAAAACCCUGCACCAUGAGUUCGGGGCGAACGAUCAAGAUUGGUCGUGGGAAUAUGGGGGAAGUGUUCCGCUUGACGGAAAGACAGAACUCGCAUUGCACGAUCUGACUGGCUUUUGCGGGCGUUGUGAUGCUAUUUUUCUCAGUCGGAUAGGUGAACCUCCUCCACCCGGUGCAGGACGAGCUUGGAGACGAGCUCUGCGCGGACUUCCCCAAGCCCCAGUUGAUAUUGGGGAGUUCGAUGUCGUUGUCGUUGGCGGUGGUAUUGUUGGAUCUGUUGCUGCACUUGCCGCUGCGCGCUUGGGAGACCGUGUUGCACUUCUUCAUAAUCGGCCGGUCCUCGGCGGCAAUGGAAGUGUUGAGAUUGGCCUCCGACCGCGUGGUAUAACAGGGCCUUUGAUUGAUGAAAUAUCUCAGCGACACUCAAAUGGUGAUUUGCAUGCAGAAAGUCUGCUGGGGGCUGAGGCAAAUGCUACGGUGUAUCUGGAGCACACGGUUUAUGACACCAUUACCAGCAACUCACGUAUCCUUUCUGUGGAUGCUUGCGAGGCCCGAACUGGACGAGAAAUCCGCCUCUCUGCGACUUCCUUCAUCGAUUGCUCGGGAAAAUGCAUACUCGGCCUGUUAUCGGGAGCUAAAACACUCUUCGGCCAGGGAUCCAAGAACGAGUAUGGCGAAGGUCUGGCGCCGACCGAAGGUGAUGACUACAUACACCACGGCAACACAGUAUUCUUCCGGACAAAAAUGGCAGAUUCUGCCAUCGACUUCCCCAGCGUCCCAUGGGCAACUGAGGUAUCAAAAGACUACUCUAAUCUUGGCGGCCAGCUUGUAAAACCUGGUAUAGAGAAUGGCCCAGGGCCUGCUCUACCGCCAAAGGGUGCGGCAGAUCCUUCAGCCUCUCUAGCCCGUCGUAUGAAGGGGCCGUUAACUCAUUUUUGGGAGUAUGGUCAGCGGUUAGAUCCCUAUUCUCAGGGUGAACACAUCCGCGACCAUCUCCUCCGGGCCAUCUAUGGAACAUUUUGGAAUGUCAAGAGAGACCCCGAAUACGCCAACCUCGAGCUCGAAUGGGUUGCCUUCGUCGCAGCACAGGGGGAAUUUCGCCGGUACAAGGGUGACUAUAUACUCACCGAGACGGACAUCCGUGUUCAUAAACGAUUUCCGGAUGGUGUCGUCAAGAACGAUGGAGCCUUUUGUCUCCACUACCCUGGAGACAAUGAUGCAAAGUACGACUUUCGGCUUAAAUACUGGGAAUGGGAUGAACGAGAUCAGAAGCCCUACAAAAUCCCCUCCCGCUGUCUUUACUCAGAGAAUAUAUCUAAUCUCCUGGUGGCGGGUAAGCAUAUUAGUGUGACUCGCGUCGCUAGUUCAAACACCAAGUUUAUGGGGAAUGGCGGGCAGCAUGCUAUUGCCGUUGCAGCGGCAGCCCAUUUGUGCAAGAAGUAUAAGACCACACCUCGCGGGAUGCACUAUCAUUUAUCAGAGCUUAAGGAGUUGUGUCUUCGGUUCACUGGACUGGGUGAUCCAGACUGUCACGGUGAGGCGAAGUCCACAGCCAAGCUUUGA
Molecule: messenger RNA, 1818 nt
Organism: Penicillium samsonianum
Lineage: Eukaryota; Fungi; Ascomycota; Eurotiomycetes; Eurotiales; Aspergillaceae
Exons: 1
Coding region: 1-1818 (605 amino acids)
Source: RefSeq, a predicted model, not a curated record